Molecule: messenger RNA, 1530 nt
Organism: Rhodofomes roseus
Lineage: Eukaryota; Fungi; Basidiomycota; Agaricomycetes; Polyporales; Fomitopsidaceae
Exons: 5
Coding region: 81-1289 (402 amino acids)
Source: RefSeq, a predicted model, not a curated record
GUGAGUCAACGCCGACUGGGCGUGGUACCAGAAAGAGAUUGAUCCGAGCAAGUCCUCCUAAGCAAAGGUUACAUUCCGUCAUGGCUGCUGUUCCUCUAUCCGAAUUGUCGCUUUACCCUGCGACACCGGACCAAGUCCUUGAAUCGCGUAGGCGUCAUGCGCAUCAGUGGCGUAGGAAACUUAGCUUUGAGGACUACCUCCUCAGGGAUCAAAUUAUGGACGCACAAGAGCAGUCUGUGGACAAGAAGAUGACCACAUGGGUAUUAGCUCCUCGGACAGAUCCUACCACGCUUGACUUCAUGUGUUCAUGUGAGAUCUUUCGCCGAAUAGCGAUCUCUGCAGAUCCCUCAGACCCGGCCGCGGGCGCGAAGCAAGUGAUCACUUGCGCCAUAGCAUCCGUGUUCACCCCGCCUGAGAAGCGCAAGAAGGGUUACGCUCAACACAUGAUGCGCCUCCUCCAUUGGGUCGUCGCUCCUCGCUCAGCACUGCCCGAUUUCCCCGAGGCUUGGGGCUCUCCGCCCGAGGUACCCGAGGAGCUCGGGCUGCAGAAGGCGCAAUUCUCUGUUUUGUACAGCGACGUCGGCAAGGACUUCUAUCAGCUGUGUGGGCCUACCGCUAAGCCAGGUGGUGGAUGGCUUGCGAGCGGAGCAGUUGAGACGUCCUGGUAUGCGGACAAGGCAGCCACCGGGUCGACUCCGGGAGCGACAUCGCCUCACAUAUGGCUUACCGAGGACGACGCGAAGCACGUAUGGUCACUAGACGUGCCGUUCAUGAGAGCGGAUGUGGUGGAAGCAGCCAUGACCUCCGGUCAUACUACGAUCUCCCUCCUUCCAACCAAGGGCGUUGGUGCCUACGUCAUACAACGCACGAUGAGCUUCGCGGCAGAUGGGACAUCAGUGCUACCCCUCGACACGUGGGGCGUUCUGCUGCUUCCGAGCUCUGUCGUCGGGGUCGAUGAAGUCUUCGCGGAUCUGGAGACACAGCCCACGUACGCUACCUGGACUCUGGACAGCUUGAACGAGACGUCGCGCGCGCUGGUGACGACCCGCGUGCGCGCUUCGAAGGAGACCUUGCCGGCCCUGCUCAAAGUGCUCACGCAGUUCGCGCUCAAGGAGAAUAUUCAGAAGGUCGAGAUGUGGGGAUUGCCUGAGGGCUUGCAAGCCGUUGCGAGCGAAUCUGGCUGGAAAACAUCCGAGAGGACGGACCAUGUAUCAGCGUGCAAGUGGUACGGGAAGGAGAACGAGAGCCAGCUGAAAUGGAUGUUCAACGAGAAGUUCUCUUGGUGUUAGGUGCGGGAUACGACGCAUCCUCCAAUUCAUGAAAAACGUUGUACAUUGCAAAGCUAUCUUUCAGUCCAUCUUCGUAGACAUCAUCUGUGGCACAUUCAAGAAUAUCGUAACAUUGUGAGGCACGCCGACGCGGUGAUAUCUACAGAGCAGUCCCCCAUCCAAUCACGCUGGGGCGUACUCCGAUAUGACACUCACGGGCUCUCUGUACUGAGCUAUGUGUUUGAAGGCGACGUCAUGCAAG